UAUAUGCAAAAAUGACUACAAAUGAACGAGUUGAGAUGAAUUGAUGGUGCAUAUCAUUCUUCCCUGCAUACCAUGGCUUCCCAAACACCACAACUUCACUUUGUCUUAUUUCCAUUCAUGGCCCAAGGUCAUAUGAUCCCCAUGAUGGACACUGCAAAAAUAUUGAUGCACCACAAUGCUAUCGUCACAGUAGUCACCACUCCACUUCAUGCAACUCGAUUCACAUCUUUCUUUGAUCGUUAUAUUGGAUUAGGCUUUCAAAUUAGACUUGUUCAACUUCAAUUCCCGUGUGAAAAAGCUGAAGUGCCUCAUGGGUGUGAGAGUAUUGACAUGCUACCCUCACUUGCCACAGCCUGGACUUUCUACGAGGCAACAAGCUUUCUACGACAGCCAGUGGAAAAACUAUUUGAAGAGUUAACACCGCCACCGAGUUGCAUCAUCUCUGACAUGUUUUUGCCAUACACAAUCCACAUUUCUAGAAAAUUCAAUAUUCCGAGGAUUUCUUUUGCAGGAGUAAGUUGCUUCUUUCUCCUAUGUUUGCACAAUUUAAUUGCAUAUAAUAUUGAGGGAAGCAUAACCUCUGAAUCAGAGUAUUUUGUUUUACCCGGUAUCCCUGAUGAAAUUGAAAUGACCAUCGCCCAAACCGGAAUAUCAAUGGGUGGAAAUUGGAAACCGUUUAAUGAUGAAUUAUUUGCUGCUGAAAUUGCUAGUUAUGGGUUAAUCACAAAUUCUUUUCAAGAGUUAGAGCCAUCAUAUGUAGCAGAUUACAAGAAGAUUAAAAACAAUAAAGUAUGGUGUCUUGGACCAUUAUCACUUAGUAACAAGGAUCACUUGGAUAAGGCUGAAAGAGGAAACAAGGCCUCAAUUGAUGAGUGCCACCUAAAGUGCUGGCUUGAUUCCCAAAAGCCAAAGACUGUAAUCUAUGCAUGCCUUGGAAGCCUAUGCAAUAUAGCACCACCUCAAUUGAUGGAGCUUGGGUUUGCCUUAGAAGCGUCGAAAAGACCCUUCAUUUGGGUCAUCAGAGAAGGAAGUAAAUCAGAAGGAUUAGAAAAAUUGAUUAAGGAAGAUGGAUUUGAGGAAAGGAGCAAUGGUAGAAGCCUUCUAAUUCGGGGUUGGGCUCCUCAGUUACUGAUAUUAUCACACCCUGCUAUUGGAGGGUUUAUAACACACUGUGGUUGGAACUCUACCUUAGAAGCAAUAAGUGCUGGUGUACCAAUGCUUACGUGGCCACAAUUUGCAGAUCAAUUUUACAAUGAAAGUUUAGUUGUGCAUAUAUUAAAAGUUGGAGUAAAGGUUGGGGUGGAGAGUCCUGCAGUCAAAUGGGGCGAGGAAGUGGAAAUUGGUGUUCAAGUGAAGAAGGAAGAUAUUGGAAGAGCAGUAGAAAGGUUAAUGGAUGAUACAAGCGGAAGUGAAGAAAGAAGAAAAAGGGUUAAAGAACUUGCAGAGAUGGCCAACAAAACUGUAGAAAAAGGGGGAUCUUCUCACUCUAAUGUGACAUUGCUCAUCCAAGAUAUCAUCCAAAAAAUUAAUUCACAAAUGUGAUAUUGUCAUUUGCCAAAAUAAAAGGCCUCAUCAUGCAGUGUUUCAUGUACUUCAAAUGGUGUACCAUGUGUUAGCAAGCCAUUAAUAUAUUUUUAGGCAAUAUUUUUACUUGAGUGAAUUUUUUAUUUGGUUCUUCAAAAUUAAAAGUGCCAUCAUAUUAAUAUUUUAAUAAAAUAAUUAAUAACUAAAUUUAAAACAUGAAAUUAAAAUUGGACCUUGAAGUUUUAAUUUUGACAUUAAGAGAUCAUUGUAGAAUUGAAAAAUCAAUUCCAUGGAAUUAGUGUGUGUGUGUGUAUAUAUAUUUGACACUACCUUACCUAGAUCUUAUAUCCUUUUCCUAAACUUUAAAGAAGUUAUAAUUUUGAUUGACAAAUGGAUCCUAAGCCUUUGUUUGAUUUAACUAUAAAAUAAUUGGAAAGAAAACAAAACAAAAGAACAUGAAGUAUACAAAAGAAAUUAUUUUUUCCAUAGUUUGAUACUGAAAAAAGUGCGUCAACAUUAUUUAAUAGC
Molecule: messenger RNA, 2052 nt
Organism: Abrus precatorius (Indian licorice)
Lineage: Eukaryota; Viridiplantae; Streptophyta; Magnoliopsida; Fabales; Fabaceae
Product: UDP-glycosyltransferase 73C1-like
Exons: 1
Coding region: 73-1542 (489 amino acids)
Molecular function (GO): UDP-glycosyltransferase activity
Source: RefSeq, a predicted model, not a curated record